Trachemys scripta elegans is the source of this 2529-nucleotide messenger RNA. RefSeq names its product collagenase 3-like. Gene Ontology annotation, biological process: extracellular matrix organization; proteolysis; collagen catabolic process. Gene Ontology annotation, molecular function: zinc ion binding; metalloendopeptidase activity. The coding region runs from base 52 to 1470 and encodes 472 amino acids. The record is from RefSeq and is a predicted model, not a curated record. The transcript is spliced from 10 exons. NCBI's taxonomy places the organism in Eukaryota, Metazoa, Chordata, Testudines, Emydidae. Gene Ontology annotation, cellular component: extracellular matrix.
UAAAGGUAUUUACACUCUAAAAAUCAGAGUUUCAGAACCCAAGAAUUCAGCAUGAUGCAUCCAAGCCUUGCAGCUGCCUUCCUUUUUUUGCUGGGCUUGUCAUAUUGUUUGACACUGCCUAUUCCCCAUGAAGACAGUGAUGAAUUCACAACAGAAGACCUCCAGUUUGCAGAGCGCUAUCUAAAGACACAUUACAACCUACGUUCCAGUCCUGCUGGCAUAAGGAAGAAGAAUGCCAACUCAGUGGCAGCCAAACUUCGAGAAAUGCAGUCUUUUUUUGGGCUGGAGGUGACUGGCAUAUUAGAUGAAGAAACAUACGAGCUGAUGCAACAGCCAAGAUGUGGUGUCCCUGAUGUGGGGGAAUACAACUUUUUCCCUAGAAAACUAAAAUGGUCAAAAAAUAAUUUAACAUACAGAAUUGUGAAUUACACUCGAGAUCUGACACGUGCUGAAGUGGACAGAGCAUUCAAAAAGGCAUUCAAGGUUUGGUCUGAAGUGACACCACUGAACUUUACUAGAAUUCGUAGUGGCACAGCUGAUAUCAUGAUUUCCUUUGGAACUAAAGAACAUGGUGACUUUUAUCCCUUUGAUGGACCUUCUGGAUUACUGGCUCAUGCUUUUCCUCCUGGACCAAAUUAUGGAGGAGAUGCCCAUUUUGAUGAUGAUGAAACCUGGUCAGCUGAUUCCAGAGGAUACAACUUGUUUCUUGUGGCUGCCCAUGAGUUUGGUCACUCUUUGGGACUUGAGCACUCCAGAGACCCGGGAGCUCUGAUGUUCCCUAUUUACACCUACACUGGCAACACUGGGUUCUUGCUUCCUGACGAUGAUGUGCAAGGGAUCCAAGCUCUCUAUGGCGCAGGAGACAGAGAUCCCAACCCCAAACAUCCUAAAACUCCAGAGAAAUGUGAUGAAAAUUUGUCACUUGAUGCAAUAACAGAACUUCGAGGAGAAAUGGUGAUCUUCAAGGACAGGUUCUUCUGGCGCCUACAUCCUCAGAUGGUUGACGCAGAACUGGUGUUAAUUAAGUCAUUUUGGCCAGAACUUCCAAACAAGAUUGAUGCUGCCUAUGAAAACCCCAUGAAAGAUCAUGUGUUCAUAUUUAGGGGCAAGAAAUUCUGGGCUCUGAAUGGCUAUGACAUAGUUGAAGGUUACCCUAAAAAAAUAUAUGAAUUGGGAUUCCCCAGAGAGAUGAAAACAAUAGAUGGGGCUGUCCACAUUCAAGACACUGGCAAGACUCUCUUUUUUACUGAAGACAAGUACUGGAGCUAUGAUGAAGAAAACCAAGUUAUGGAAAAAGGCUACCCCAGACUGAUAGAGGAAGAAUUCCCAGGAAUUGGCAAUAGAGUGGAUGCAGUCUACCAAAAAAAUGGUUACAUCUACUUUUUCAACGGACCACUGCAGUUUCAAUAUAGCAUCUGGAGUAAAAGAAUUGUUCGUGUCUUGAAAACUAACUCCAUGUUCUGGUGCUAAUCGCUUUCUACUUGGGUACCAUGCUGCAGGCUGUAGAACAGCCUACAGCAAAUGGAAAUAUUAUUGUGGGAAUAGGGAUUUAUAGAGAAUGAUUCUGUGAACAAACUCUGUUUAUCUACCACCAAAGCUAUACUGUAUAUAUGGGAACUAUAUCGCUUAUGUCAGUCUGGAACUGAAUUAAUUUAAUAGGAGGAGAGAGAAGAAAAUGAUUAGCAUUUCAAGGGACAUUAGACCAUUUAAAAUCAAUGCAGAACUAAACCAGAUCCCCCCUACAAGAUGCUGAAUGCAUCCUGUGAGAUUGCAAGUACAAACAACUCCAAUCAUUUGAGGGUGCUUAGCAUCUUGCAAGAGGUUCUCGGCACCUCUCAGGAACAGACCAGUGGUGACUGCUAUUUAAGUAAUUAGGGCUAAUCUUGCAGUCCUUACCUUAGGAAAAAAUCCAUUAGAUCAUUGGGAUUUCAUAGGUGUAAAGAAUGGGUCAGGACAGCAGGAUUGAUACCAGGAGUGUGGAGACACCAGCUUAAGAUAUUGGAGUUAUGGAAUAUGAAAAUGUUUUCAUACUGGCAUGUCCCCAUGGAAACCACUGACCAUGGCAUCUUUACAACAAGCCCGAGUGAGGAUGGCGAAACAGCAAGAUGCCUAAACUAUGCUCAGAGGAAACCAUUAGCCUGAAUGACACUGUAGAAGCCAGGAAGAGAUGGCAAACACCAAGAGUUAUGAGAUACUCAGGGAAGGAGGCUGUGAUCUAGCACUAAUAUAGAUCAAUUGAGAGCACCCCAGGCCUGAUCCACCCCUGCUGUAAACUGAUGCAGCUCCACUGAUGUUCAUUGGAGUGAUGCCGAUUUACAACAGCUGAGAAUAUGACCAUCCAUUUCAAAAUAAUGUUAAAAUGACGCCUUUUGGUGUUUUAAAGUCAAAGUUUUUCACCCAUUUUAUAUUUAUUUCAAUUGUUCCAGUGCCUACGAGUCCACUGUUUUUUCAGUCAACACAAACAAUGCAUGACUAUGUUUACUUUUCAACUUUAAAAGGUAUUAAAUAAAUGGAAUGAAUUAAAGUGAA